GGUCGCGCCUGCUAUUCUUCAUCUCUUCCAUCUCAAACAUGAUCAUCAGCAUACGAUUCUAAGCUCUCGACAUGACAUCUCUGGGCAACGCCUCGACCGAGCCACCCCUCCUUCCUGUUUGAUCGUUCGCACCAGCGGCGAAGCGGGGCUGCGGAGCUCCCACCUGCCCCUUGCGGGGUACACUUCAUAAUGAUGUAUAGGCUAACGACGACUUUUGAACUUCUAGAAAAGUCUCGGUGUUCUGGCGAAGUUCUUGUACCGUAAAACGAACACAGAAGUUCGCGUUUCUUCACAGACAGACCUCCCAUUCAAUUCAUUGCAAACAUGUCAGCCGCUCAAGCGCUCCGCCAAAAGCAAGCCCCGAUCAAAGACGGAUACCGCAGCGACCCGUCCUCCGCCGUUGUCACCCUCAAGUCGACUGGCUCGCUUGAUGACCAUUCGAUAACAUGCAAGUUGUCCGAUAGCUCCGCCGUCAAGGAAGCGCAUAGGGUAGCCGGCCUGCACCAAAAGGCUGGCGGCGACGACCCAGCGAUAUCUGGGGAACUAUGCUCUGGUGAUAUGCUCCUCGAUGCCCUCGUAGCCUGCUCAGGCGUUACCCUAAAGGCCGUCGCUACCGCUCUUGGCAUACCCAUCGCCUCCGGAACCGUCACCGCAGAAGGAGAUUUGGAUUUCAAGGGCACACUGGGCGUAGACAGGACAGCCCCUGUUGGUAUAACGGGCAUACGGUUGGAGUUUGCGGUCAAGUUUGGGGAGAGAGAAGAUGGCAGGGAGGUCAGCGAAGAAGAAAUCGAGAAGUUGGGCAAGUUGACAGAGAGGUACUGUGUGGUACUGCAGACGCUGGUACAUAAACCUACCAUUGCUGUCAGGCUUGCCGGAAGUGGUGGCGGGAAAGAGGGUGACGGUGUUAGUAGGGAGGUGUCACAUAAGAGCGAAUUGUAGCUACGGAAUGUAAGUUGAUUUAAGUUACGCUGUUUAGGUGAGUAUAACAGUGCACAUCCAGUACCUCUACACUAUGACUGCGUACUUCCCUACAUCGCUCCAUCUCAACCUAUCUCAUAUCAAUGGGAUGAAUCUCGCCAUCAUAGUCAUCAUGCAUCUGAUAAGGCGAGGGAACAAACCUUUCACUAAAGCUUCAAAC
Alternaria rosae is the source of this 1138-nucleotide messenger RNA. Its product is annotated as OsmC/Ohr family. NCBI's taxonomy places the organism in Eukaryota, Fungi, Ascomycota, Dothideomycetes, Pleosporales, Pleosporaceae. The transcript has 2 exons. Bases 325 to 939 code for a protein of 204 amino acids. The record is from RefSeq and is a predicted model, not a curated record.